Aureobasidium musti is the source of this 213-nucleotide messenger RNA. The record is from the annotation of a GenBank genome assembly. Lineage: Eukaryota; Fungi; Ascomycota; Dothideomycetes; Dothideales; Saccotheciaceae.
AUGUUGAGCUCGGGGUCAGCACGGAGGCAGAAGCAGCGCAAGGUGCUGCUGAUGGGCAAGUCGGGGGCGGGCAAGUCGUCGAUGCGCUCCAUCGUCUUCAGCAACUACGUGGCCAAGGAUGUUCGCCGACUGGGAGCUACCAUCGAUGUCGAGCACAGUAACAUACGCUUCAUGGGCAAUCUCAUGCUCAAUCUCUGGGAUUGUGGAGGGUAA